AUGGGAAACGUGUGCUUUGGGGUACUCCUUGCUAUCCUGGCCUUUCUCAUCAUGGCUAUCAAUGCUCUUGUGGCUGUUGCGCUGGUGCGUUCUUUGGUUGGCUUCACCAUAACUGGGCUGGUUACAGAGGAGCUGGCUGGCCCCACCCACCAUACUUCCCGAAAUUACUGUAUCCUGCGCAUGGCCUGCAUCGCCUGCCCCUCAGCUGCUUCCAUCCUUACAGUCAUUCUGGUGGCCUUUGACAGAUACCUGGCCAUUAAGCAUCCAUUCCGAUACUUCAAAGUCAUGCAUGGCCUAGUUGUUGGGGCUUGCAUCGGAGGGCUCUGGCUCCUCGCCUUCUUGAUCGGCUUCCUCCCUUUGAUCGUCCAGAGCUUCCAGAAGAAGAGCUACCAAGAACCAUGCACUUUCUUUGGUGUCUUCCACCCCACCUACAUGCUCACUAUCUUUUGUGUGGCUUUCUUCCCAGCUUUGUUCGCUUUCGUCUACAUUCACUGUCACCUGCUGAAGAUUGCUUCUUCGCACGCCCAGCAGAUUCGAGAGCGGGAGCAAAUCCGCUCAUCAGGAACUUGCCCGGCCCUGCAGCCCUCCAGCGAUACCAAGGCCAUGCGCACUGUGACCAUUCUAGUGGGGUGUUUCGUCCUCUCCUGGUCACCCUUCUUUGUUGGGAGUAUCGUGCAAGCUGCAUGUGGGGGCUGCAUCUCGCGUAACAUCCUUGAGCAUUACUUGUGGGUGUUGGGCUUAUGCAACUCUCUCAUGAACCCCGUAGUCUAUGCCUACUGGCAGAAGGAAGUACGCUUGCAGAUCUAUCAAAUGUGCUUGUGCAUGAAGAGGAAGGUCUUCCCCCUGUUCCAUGCUGACAGUCGUCAUCAUACUCCCAGCGGGACUCUGGCUUCAGUUCACACCAUCUCACUGCCCAAGCUCGAGGAGUGA
Gekko japonicus is the source of this 930-nucleotide messenger RNA. It is a transcript of the gene GPR119, whose product is annotated as G protein-coupled receptor 119. The transcript is spliced from 2 exons. Bases 1 to 930 code for a protein of 309 amino acids. NCBI's taxonomy places the organism in Eukaryota, Metazoa, Chordata, Lepidosauria, Squamata, Gekkonidae. The record is from RefSeq and is a predicted model, not a curated record. Gene Ontology annotation, molecular function: phosphatidylcholine binding; G protein-coupled receptor activity. Gene Ontology annotation, cellular component: membrane. Gene Ontology annotation, biological process: G protein-coupled receptor signaling pathway.